This is a messenger RNA of Saccharomyces cerevisiae S288C, 1035 nucleotides long. RefSeq names its product carbonyl reductase (NADPH-dependent) (gene YDR541C). The transcript has a single exon. Gene Ontology annotation, molecular function: oxidoreductase activity. NCBI's taxonomy places the organism in Eukaryota, Fungi, Ascomycota, Saccharomycetes, Saccharomycetales, Saccharomycetaceae. The record is from RefSeq and is marked reviewed. The coding region runs from base 1 to 1035 and encodes 344 amino acids.
AUGUCUAAUACAGUUCUAGUUUCUGGCGCUUCAGGUUUUAUUGCCUUGCAUAUCCUGUCACAAUUGUUAAAACAAGAUUAUAAGGUUAUUGGAACUGUGAGAUCCCAUGAAAAAGAAGCAAAAUUGCUAAGACAAUUUCAACAUAACCCUAAUUUAACUUUAGAAAUUGUUCCGGACAUUUCUCAUCCAAAUGCUUUCGAUAAGGUUCUGCAGAAACGUGGACGUGAGAUUAGGUAUGUUCUACACACGGCCUCUCCUUUUCAUUAUGAUACUACCGAAUAUGAAAAAGACUUAUUGAUUCCCGCGUUAGAAGGUACAAAAAACAUCCUAAAUUCUAUCAAGAAAUAUGCAGCAGACACUGUAGAGCGUGUUGUUGUGACUUCUUCUUGUACUGCUAUUAUAACCCUUGCAAAGAUGGACGAUCCCAGUGUGGUUUUUACAGAAGAGAGUUGGAACGAAGCAACCUGGGAAAGCUGUCAAAUUGAUGGGAUAAAUGCUUACUUUGCAUCCAAGAAGUUUGCUGAAAAGGCUGCCUGGGAGUUCACAAAAGAGAAUGAAGAUCACAUCAAAUUCAAACUAACAACAGUCAACCCUUCUCUUCUUUUUGGUCCUCAACUUUUCGAUGAAGAUGUGCAUGGCCAUUUGAAUACUUCUUGCGAAAUGAUCAAUGGCCUAAUUCAUACCCCAGUAAAUGCCAGUGUUCCUGAUUUUCAUUCCAUUUUUAUUGAUGUAAGGGAUGUGGCCCUAGCUCAUCUGUAUGCUUUCCAGAAGGAAAAUACCGCGGGUAAAAGAUUAGUGGUAACUAACGGUAAAUUUGGAAACCAAGAUAUCCUGGAUAUUUUGAACGAAGAUUUUCCACAAUUAAGAGGUCUCAUUCCUUUGGGUAAGCCUGGCACAGGUGAUCAAGUCAUUGACCGCGGUUCAACUACAGAUAAUAGUGCAACGAGGAAAAUACUUGGCUUUGAGUUCAGAAGUUUACACGAAAGUGUCCAUGAUACUGCUGCCCAAAUUUUGAAGAAGCAGAACAGAUUAUGA